Molecule: messenger RNA, 1161 nt
Organism: Heteronotia binoei (common prickly gecko)
Lineage: Eukaryota; Metazoa; Chordata; Lepidosauria; Squamata; Gekkonidae
Product: protein CutA homolog
Exons: 6
Coding region: 145-684 (179 amino acids)
Biological process (GO): response to metal ion
Molecular function (GO): copper ion binding
Source: RefSeq, a predicted model, not a curated record
UGCUAUGGGGCGGGGACUACCAAUCGCCUGCUCGCUUUGUAUUUGCAUGGAACAGUCAACUUUUCCAACGACCACCUGAGCACAUCGAGCGUGCAAAGGUAGACGAAAACAGGGAGGGGCGCAGCAAUUUAGACCAUGCUCUAGAUGGGGGGGGGAUGGGAGGUGAUAAAUGACUGGGAAAGGAGAAGGAUGUUGAAAGUAGAUUGGUUAAUCCAACGUUUCCGGGCGCUUCUGGGCGCUUCCAACUGCCGCUCAGGAUGCUUCACGCUGCUGGUGGUCUUGAGUUUAUCUUUGCUGAUGUAUCCAGUGUUGAGAAUAAUUGGUCUUCAGCUGCAUGCAGCGCUGACCGGCAGCUACAUCUCUGGGUCUCAUUCUGUGGCAUUCGUCAACUGCCCCAAUGAACAGAUUGCAAGAGAUAUUGCAAGGGCGAUUAUGGACCGGAAACUGGCUGCUUGUGUGAACAUCCUCCCCAAAAGUUCAACCAUAUAUAUUUGGAAAGGGGAGAUUGAAGAAGCUACAGAGAUACUUCUGCUAGUGAAAACAAGGACAUCUAAAAUCAGGGAGUUGUCAGACUACAUCAGAUCCAUGCAUCCCUUCGAAACCCCUGAAAUUAUCAGCCUGCUCAUUGACCAAGGAAACCCAGCCUAUCUGAAAUGGAUUGAAGAGAGCGUUCCGUAUGGUUAAUUGGUGUCAUUGGCUGGCCCUUCUCCCAGAUGAUGCUUUGCUCCUUGGCAUGUCUAUGUACAACAGAGAGGUGAGAAGGAAUCUCGUGAGUCUGAAGAGCAUCAGAGGGCAGAAACUGAGCUCAAGAAGCAGCUGGAACUUUGGUGCAAUCCUCUCAAGGUUGGUUUCCAUGAAACGUUUCGUGGAGAUGAUUCCUCAAGGAAAGUCACAGAACGAGCAAGUUGGAAAUGAUCAGCCCUCACAUUCAGAUCUGCUUACAAGAUGGCAUCUAUUACUUGAAAUGCCAGGGGACCAGUACAGGGCAAUCUGGCUGCAACCAAAGGCAUGGUAAAGGUUCUGUACCAGUGGGACUUGACUCUCGCAAUGCUGUUGAGCUAGCUCAUUUAUUUAUUUUUAUUUAGUUAAUUUAUAUUCUGCCCUUUCCGGGAAACGGGCUCAAGGCAGAUGACAACAUAAUAAAACAAUAAUUAAAACUUA